Messenger RNA from Desarmillaria tabescens, 1515 nucleotides. RefSeq names its product adenylate cyclase associated N terminal-domain-containing protein. Gene Ontology annotation, biological process: actin filament organization; cytoskeleton organization. The coding region runs from base 1 to 1515 and encodes 504 amino acids. The record is from RefSeq and is a predicted model, not a curated record. Gene Ontology annotation, cellular component: cytoplasm. Lineage: Eukaryota; Fungi; Basidiomycota; Agaricomycetes; Agaricales; Physalacriaceae. The transcript is spliced from 9 exons. Gene Ontology annotation, molecular function: actin binding; adenylate cyclase binding.
AUGUCAGGAGGUGGUCUUCACUCUCUUGCAACCAUUAUCAAACGCCUUGAAGCCGCGACUUCGCGUAUUGAGGAUUUAGCCUCCGGGAGUGUGUGGCCUCCUAAAGAGGAUGAACCCAAAGCUGCUUCAGUUCCAUCUAGAGGAGCUGUUCCGCCGCCACCAGCCCCGCCUCCCGCCCCUGCUGCUGCCCAAGAAUUACCCAGGAGCAUCAUUGCGUACGACCAAGUCGUAGUUGAAGGGAAAUUGAAACCUUUUGUUGAACUAACCAAGUUUGCUGGUCCUAAUGUCAUUGAAAUUGUCGGCCUUGUCGAGAAGCAAUUCGCAGAUGUCCGCAGCCUUCUGUUGACAAGCGCUGCUUGUCAGAAGCCCGAUGAUACUAAGAUCCAGGAGCUCAUCAAGCCGCUUCAACAAACCAUUGAAGCAAUCAUUAGCCUGAAAGACAAGAAGCGCUCAGAUAGAGAUUGGUACAACCAUCUUGUUGUUAUUGGAGAGGGUGCGCCAUCGGUAGGAUGGGUGAUCAAUCCCAAACCAGGACCCUAUCUCAACGAGGUCAAGGAUGCCGUGACUUUCUGGGGAAACAGAAUCAUCAAGGAGUUCAAGAACAAAGACCCAAAACACGUAAAAUGGGUGGAGUCGUACAUUUCUCUCAUAGAGGAAACUCGCAAGUAUGUGGUUGAAUUCCACACGACUGGCUUGUCGUGGAAUCCAAGGGGUAUCGCUGUAGUCGAUUAUAAGCUUUCUCCAGCUCCUGGCGCAGGUGGACCGCCUCCGCCGCCUCCCCCUCCGCCACCCCCUGCGAUGGCACCCCCUCCCCCCUCCGGUUCUACCGCUACUGGAGGCGCAGCCGCUGUGUUUGCUGAAAUCAACCGGGGCGAGGAAGUCACGAAAGGUUUACGCAAGGUCGACAAGAGCGAAAUGACUCACAAAAAUCCUGCUUUGCGCGCUAGUAGCGCCGUUCCAAGCGCCCCUGGCUCCACUGCUCCGAAGAAACCCGUUCGUCCUUCUAAACCUCAAUCACUGAUGGGCAAGAAACCGGCCAAGUUCGCAUUGGAAGGGAAAGUCUGGAAUAUUGAGUAUCAAGAAGACGAACGAAGCUUAGCCGUUGAAGAAUGUCAGCUUAAUCAAGCUGUGAACAUAUUUGGUUGCAAGAACGCGGUUGUUCAAAUCAAAGGCAAAGUGAACGCCGUCUCACUCGUUAACUGCGUAAAGACCUCGGUUGUCAUCGAAUCGGUAGUCUCAUCCAUUUCAGUGACAAAGUCGCCAUCUUUUGAAAUUCAAAUAACGGGUAUCGCACCUAUGAUCCAGGUGGACUCGACUGAUUCUGGACAGAUUUAUCUGUCGAAAGCGAGUCUGGGGGCCGAGAUCAUGACGGCCAAGUGCAGUGCUAUCAACGUCAGCAUUCCCGUUGGAAGUGACGAGGACCCUGACUACGCCGAGCAGCCUAUCCCUGAGAUGUUGAAGACGGUGGUCAAAGAUGGACAGUUAGUGACGACGGUGGUGGAACACGUUGGUUAA